GACAUCGUAUUAGGGUAUGUUAAAUUAGAAUUCGUCAUUUUGCUCAAUCCGCCACUCAUUUGACUUACCUAUGGAUUGUUACCCCACGCUAAACAUCCUAACGUUCGUUCUACUUGACGAUGACCAUGUGAUCAAAAAAUAGAUUUAUGCAUUGGCUUUCUCCCAUUUGAUCUUUAAAAGUAAAGGAGCACCCCUAGUAUCGACUUUAAGAGGUUAGGAAUAUAUCUAUAACGCUACCUUUAUACAUCGAUAUCGAUAUAUAUAAAUAUAUAUAGACAUAUCCAUAUAAAGGUAUCCAUCUAUAGGUAUUUCACUCUCAUCGUCAUUGUGACUUGCGUUGUUAUUAUAUCAGUAUUUUCUUCACUCAGUCUCAGAAUUUAUUUUUUAAAUUCAUUCAACAUAGGAAAGGGAAAUCGCACCUUUGUCUUAACACUUAUCCAUUAAUCAUUGUCUCACAGGUUAGAUUGUUUGUUUAAAGUGAGCUGCCAUUUGUGGAGAAACUCUGCGGUGGCUUUUGGUUCUCUAUUCUUUAUCUGUAUUUUUUUUGAUUAUUCUAGUAUUUUCUAUCAACAUUCGCUCAGGGACUAUCACCGCCGCCGCACGACCGCGCGCUGAUGGAGGGAAAACAGUCCCGGUCCAAUAAAAAUGCUGGAAAAGAAAUUUCCCACUCCACUUCCGCCGGCACCGCGCGCUCCGAUCCGUUGAGUGGGAUUUUGGGCACGACCGCGAGUUGUAAGUAUAUUAAACGGAAGCUGCUCGGCCAGGGAAGUUUUGGCAGCGCGUGGCGCGUGGAGGAGGCGUCGACGGGCCGCACGUUGGCCGCGAAGGUGAUGGACCUCACCCAAAUGAGCGCGAAGGAUCGCGGAUUCGUCACGAACGAGGUGAAAUGUCUCUCGCGGUGCAAUAAUCCCCACAUCGUGCGCUGCGAGGACUCCGUCGAGAAGGAUGGGAUGCUGCUGAUCGUGAUGGAAUACGCCGACGGGGGGGAUCUGUACCGGCAAAUCAAAGCCCGCCAGCAGUCGAUGCGCUACUUCCGCGAGCACGAGGUGAUUUUCAUCCUCCUGCAGCUGUGCAUCGCGCUGGACCACAUCCACUCGAACAAGAUGAUGCAUCGCGACCUCAAGACGGCGAAUAUCCUGCUCACCACGACGGGGCUUGUCAAACUCGGGGAUUUUGGCUUUUCGCGGCAGUACGAGGACUCCCUGUCCAACACCGUCGGCUCCACCUUCUGCGGGACGCCCUACUACCUCAGCCCGGAGCUCUGGCAUCGCCAAAUGUACAGCAAAAAGAGCGAAAUGUGGUCUCUGGGGGUGGUGUUGUACGAGGUCAUGGCGCUGCGCCGGCCGUUCGGCGGGAACAACAUGGACGAGCUGAUCAACAACAUCUGCAGCUCCAACCGCCGGCCGCUGCCGAAUUACCUGUCGGAGGAGUUGGUCUCGGUCUGCGAUCAGCUGCUCUCGGUGGACCCGGCGAAGCGGCCCUCGCUGCGGGCGCUCUUCCAGCAGCCCUUCAUCACGAAGAACCUCAAGACCCUGCAGCAUAGCGUGGAGCGGCAUAACCGGAUCUCCGAGCAGAUCCGCGCGGAGAUCUCCCACUGCAUCGCCGGCAUCCUCCAGAAGGAGCGGCCGGCGAGCGACGCGGCGGGCCCGGGGCCGCGGCGCGGCGUCGUCAAGCGCCACACGGCCGGCUCCGGCUGGCAGGACUACGAACUCGCCCUCACCGACGAGGACCUCACGAUGCGCUGCGUGGAGAGCGGCAAGACGGAGACCGCGCCGCUCUCCACCCUCACCUCCGUCUGCCCGAUCGACGAGCCCAUCGCGGGCGAGCGCUUCGUCUUCGCGGUGCGAAAGCACUCGGGGAAGGCGUACUGGUUUAAGGUUGCCGAUAAGCCAACCUUCGAGGCGUGGAUGGCCGCCCUUCAGGCCGCCGUCGCGUAG
This is a messenger RNA of Phytomonas sp. Hart1, 1937 nucleotides long. The record is from the annotation of a GenBank genome assembly. Lineage: Eukaryota; Euglenozoa; Kinetoplastea; Trypanosomatida; Trypanosomatidae.